Aspergillus saccharolyticus JOP 1030-1 is the source of this 368-nucleotide messenger RNA. RefSeq lists its product as uncharacterized. Bases 1 to 189 code for a protein of 62 amino acids. The record is from RefSeq and is a predicted model, not a curated record. Lineage: Eukaryota; Fungi; Ascomycota; Eurotiomycetes; Eurotiales; Aspergillaceae. The transcript is spliced from 2 exons.
AUGUCCUUGAACACCGCACUCGCUGCACCUGGGAGGUGCCCGGCGGCGCGGCUGAUUCUGAUCCUCAAUCUGAAGGGCUUCAUCCUUUUCAUACUCGCGCUGGAAUGCCUCCCUUGCUUCGUUAACAAUGAGGCCGUUAAGGUCUCGGAGUUCUCGAACUUUCUGUUCCAACAAAACCGCCCGGUUUAACGCCAUCUCAGCGCCUUUGAAGACGUAGUCUAAGGCUGACUUCAUUGGUGUAUCAGCUACACCACUAAGCAGUUGUUCAAGCCUUGCCUCUUGCUUCUUAAACUGAUUUGUAUUGACAGGCGUCUUUGAGAUUGUUGACCGAGAAUCUUGGCUGCUUGGCCGGCUAUCACAAUCCUCAU